AUGCCCACCUCCCAUCCCACCUCCGACGUCUCCUCACAGCCGCUCCUCCACGACCAACUCACAACCCACAACUCUAUCUCCAACGGCACGCACUCCACCCCGCCCUCCCAACGCUCGCACUUCCACACCAUCUACCACGGCUGCAAAACCCGCGUCUCAGAUUUCCUCUCCUCGCGCGCGCAGCACUGGACAGUGCUCGGCCUUGUCUCCUUCGACCUCCUCGGCAUCUUCGCAGACAUAAUAAUAAACCUUUACCAAUGCGACGAGAAAGACACAAGUCCCUUCUGGGACGACGUUCGAAACGGGUUGGGCAUUGCAGGACUGGUGUUUUCGUGUCUGUUUAUGCUGGAAUUAAUACUUAGUGUUUGGGCUUUUGGGUGGCGGUAUUUCAACUCCUGGUUCCACUCCUUCGACGCCACCGUAAUCGUAGCAGGCUUCAUUGUCGACGUCCUACUGCACGGUAUCCUGGAAGAAGUCGCCUCGCUCGUCGUCAUUCUGCGUCUCUGGCGCUUCUUCAAGAUCAUCGAGGAGUUCAGCGUUGGCGCUGAGGAGCAAAUGGAUGGUUUGGAGUUGAGGAUUGAGCAGUUGGAGUCCGAGAAUGCGGAUUUGAAGAGGGAAUUGAAGAAGCAGAAGGGGACUUUGGAUGAGGAGGAGGAUGGAGCCUUUAAUCAGAGUGCGAGCGGAAGUUGGAAUUGA
Messenger RNA from Hyaloscypha bicolor E, 696 nucleotides. RefSeq lists its product as uncharacterized. The transcript is spliced from 2 exons. The coding region runs from base 1 to 696 and encodes 231 amino acids. Gene Ontology annotation, molecular function: voltage-gated proton channel activity. Gene Ontology annotation, cellular component: plasma membrane. NCBI's taxonomy places the organism in Eukaryota, Fungi, Ascomycota, Leotiomycetes, Helotiales, Hyaloscyphaceae. The record is from RefSeq and is a predicted model, not a curated record. Gene Ontology annotation, biological process: proton transmembrane transport.